This is a messenger RNA of Cryptomeria japonica (Japanese cedar), 637 nucleotides long. RefSeq lists its product as uncharacterized. The transcript has 2 exons. Lineage: Eukaryota; Viridiplantae; Streptophyta; Pinopsida; Cupressales; Cupressaceae. Bases 55 to 456 code for a protein of 133 amino acids. The record is from RefSeq and is a predicted model, not a curated record.
UCGUGGGUAUAAAAAUAUGGUUUGCUUAGGAAUGCCCAACACAAAAUUUGUGCGAUGGAUUCCUCUGCUGUCAAGGAUGUAGCUGCAUCAUGGCGUGUUUUGUUUCUCUUUCUUUUUAUCUUCUUCUCGACUAAGUCAAUGGGAACACAGUCAGGUGUUGAUAAAAGAGCUUCACCAACGGGGAUAUUGCCUAAUGCAGGUGAUUUUGCAACAAGAUUAGCUGGAAGAAUUGUGGGCCAUUCGGCAGAUGUGUUGCCAUUUGAGGGUGGAAAGAGUGUUGUGAAAGUGAGAAAACUUAGAAGAGGCCCUCUGGUCCCACCUUCUCCUAAACCUCUCCUAAACCUAAUGGGCCUGUGUCUUAUUUUCGCCCAAAUCCCCCUCCACCAUCACAAUAAGAAGGUCAAGGAUGACAUGGCAUUAUCAAGUAUAAAUCAAGGACAGCACUCAUGCUUCUAGCAGCAGAAAGAAAGAAAGUUGAAGGUCAGGCGUGUAUGAUAUUUUAUUAAAAAGGCGAGAUAAUAAGAUCUGAAGAGUUCUAUGACCUGUUAUAUUUAAUGAUGCAAAUGUGUACUACGCCGGAAAACCUUUGAUUACAUUUUACUCCUGAGAUAAAAUAAGAUCAUAUUAUUUAUUUUCA